This is a messenger RNA of Aspergillus luchuensis, 1800 nucleotides long. RefSeq names its product putative C6 transcription factor. The coding region runs from base 1 to 1800 and encodes 599 amino acids. NCBI's taxonomy places the organism in Eukaryota, Fungi, Ascomycota, Eurotiomycetes, Eurotiales, Aspergillaceae. Gene Ontology annotation, molecular function: zinc ion binding; DNA binding. The record is from RefSeq and is a predicted model, not a curated record. The transcript has 5 exons. Gene Ontology annotation, biological process: DNA-templated transcription.
AUGCAACUGGAGGGACGGAAGGAGCGGCUUAUCAACAAUGCAUGGCGGGAACGGGCCUUUGAGCAGAUGGCCACCAUGCCCGAACCAUUUCAGUAUCUCCUCGAUUCACAUUGGUGUUGGAUCCAACCGCUCUUUGGCUUCGUUUAUCGACCUACAUUCACUCGUGAUAUGAAAGUCAACGGUCCCUAUUACACCGACGCCCUGUUGAACGCCCUCCUUUCCCACUCAGUACGAUGGUGCAAAUUGGAGCCAAAAAUCGGGCCAAUCCUGGACUCAUUCGAAGGAGGAGCGCAGUUCUUUCAUCGCGCUGUAUCAGGUCUCCAUGAUUCGCUCAAAGCUGGCUAUGUCGGCAUUCCAACAAUUCAGACCUUACUUCUCCUGAGUGCGCAGGAGUUCGGGCGAGGCAACCGAAGUCAAGCGUGGUUAUACAGUGGAAUGGCUUUCAGGAUUCUGGACGACCUUGGCAUCAACAUCGACAGUCGCAAGUACUCUGAUAGCGCUCACCUGACCGAUGAGGAUAUCGAGCUCAGGAACCGCCUCUUUUGGAGCUGUUAUUUCUGGGAUAAACUGAUCUCACUGUACUUCGGCCGUGCCCCAACCAUGCAACACUCCCGGGUCAGCCCUCCCCGGAUGAUUUUGGAUGACACGGCCGAGGUCGAGCUUUGGACGCCUCAUGGCGUCGAAUUCCCUGAUGGCACUCACUAUCCGCCCACCCAGGCUCACUCUACUUCGUGCUUCAUGAAGAUGUGCGGCCUGGCAGAAAUCCUUAACCAAAUAUUAAUCCAUAUCUAUGAUCCUCUCCGACAGGUUUCGGAAGUAGAAUAUUAUAACUGCAUCCAGGAACAAGCCGCUAAUCUGGCUGACUGGUGGGAGGAGCUUCCCGAUUAUCUGAAGCUCCUGCCCAUGGACCUUCCUCCAUAUUCCCCGCCAAGUCAUAUUGUGACUUUGAACUGUCUCUACCAUACCAUCAACAUCCUUCUCCAUCGUCCCGUCCUUUGCUCCAAAUCGAACCGCGAAUCUAACGACAAAAGUCAUCUGAUCCAAUGCAUGACGUCCGCAACUACGAUUCUAACCCUGUUCGAUCUGUACCGUCGUACUUUUGGUGACAGUCAUGUCGUUCUGUCUCUCUCCUACAGUGUAUACACUGCAGCAUCCAUUUUCUUGCUCGAAAUCCAGGCUCUGAAAUAUGCUGCUCCGGGGACCCUCGACAAGUUGAAGUACUGUAUCUAUGCAUUGGAGCGAGUAAAAGGGACAAGUCCUGUGAUCAGCACAGCCCUAAGUCUCAUCUACCAGGAGCUACAAAAGCUUCAAAUCGACAUCCAUAUUGUCCUACCAACAGCCCAAAGCCAACAGCCUCAACAACAAACUGAAACCCAGACUCAAUCACAACUUCACCAGCGACCUCGAACCCAUCAUAGCCAUUCUCCCUCCCAACAUCAGACACCACCCCCCUCGAGCAUCUCCAGUACUUCUCAACGCGUCUCCCCUGUACAGCAGCAACCACCACAAGCCGACCAUCCUAUCACCUCCAUGCACACUGCUGGCGUGACCUCCGCACCAUCAAUGUUGCCAGGCUAUAAUUACCAAACGCCCGUUGCCGACUUCGAGCUGUCGCAGACCAACAUGCCACAGGUGACUGCUACACAUCUGAUAGGCGGCAUGCCAAAUGCCAUGCUGACACUGGAUAACCCUGGUGCAUACGAGAUUACGCCUGAAGUGUUUGAAGCGUUUUCCUAUGCGGAGCCUAUUACGACGAACAUGGCACCUACAGUUGAUUAUGGGUGGGAUAGACCUACUUGA